AUUAUUUUAGCAAUUUAAGUAAAAUAUUUCAACAACGACAUAUUCAAAUUUCAAAUAUUGAUCCAGUAAUUGAAAUAACGAUUAAUAGAAUUAAAUUGGAAUAUUUAGAUUUUAAUGAUAAUGAAAAACUAUUAUUUGGAGAAAAUUUAAACAAAUUUUUAACUGAAAUAUUAUCAGAAUCAAAUGUUAGUAUUGGUACUCAUGAGUUAAUAUAG
Molecule: messenger RNA, 215 nt
Organism: Funneliformis caledonium
Lineage: Eukaryota; Fungi; Glomeromycota; Glomeromycetes; Glomerales; Glomeraceae
Source: the annotation of a GenBank genome assembly